Arabidopsis thaliana (thale cress) is the source of this 482-nucleotide messenger RNA. RefSeq lists its product as uncharacterized. Bases 105 to 401 code for a protein of 98 amino acids. The record is from RefSeq and is marked reviewed. NCBI's taxonomy places the organism in Eukaryota, Viridiplantae, Streptophyta, Magnoliopsida, Brassicales, Brassicaceae. The transcript has 2 exons.
CAAAACCGUUGUCAUUUGAGUUUGUGUUUGUGUUUGCAAUUUCUGGGAGAAUGGUCUAAUCCAAAACCGUCUUAGGUUCUCCUCCGAUCUCUUCUUCGUUCCCCAUGUUAGAGUCUAAUCAAAAUCCUUCUUUGGUGCUCCUCGCUUUCACUGCCCCGAUCUCUUCUUUCUCCGCCGGUGAAAUUAAGGUUCUGAAAUCAUCCUCGAUUGGGUCAACACAAUCAAUCACGAAUCAUCAUCGGCGAUCAGGCAAUCUUGGUUGGCUCCUCCAAUUUCAGAACCAGUUUGUGGAGCAUAAGCCAGAUUCUGAGGACUUGACUGAUACAGCACACGUUGACCAAUGCUGCUCUAUGUGUCAUGAGAGAAGUAGCCUGGUUCAACAAGAAAACAGGAGCACAUAGUCCCUUUACAAGCAACAACAAAAGCUUGACAACAAGAAAACAAGAGGACAUAGUCCCUUUACAAGCAACAACAAAGCUUGA